AUGAGGGGUGCCGGUACCGCCGCUGCCAGCGCCUGCAUAGCACAGCUCCCUCCGCACGGCCCCGUGCUCCGGCAGCACGGCCAGGAUGUGCCGGCAGGGCAGUUGGCGCGGAAGCGCUCCUUGAAGUCCCGGAAGCUGAGGAAGCGGGCGCCCAAUUCCGCGGCGGGACCCCUUCGGUCCUCUCGGUCUCUCCGGGACCCGUCCCGACCAUCCGCCGCCGUUAAACCGUGGGGCACCGCCCACGCCCUGAUCGUGGCCAGUCAGCGCCGUUCUCUCCGGAUUGACAGGAGGCGAGCCAACCAGCACAGAGCAUCCUGCUCCCGCCCUCUGACUGACAGCUCUGCCAUCCAAUCAUCUGGCGGUGCGCGCCGCGCGGGCGGGCGGAAGUUGCCGCCGUCGGGGCCGCCGGUCUCGGAGGCGAUGGAGGCUGCGGGCGGCACCGGCGGGGCGGGCGCGGGGCCGGGGCGGCCGCCGCCGCCUCCCGGGGACCUGCGCAGCGUGCUGAUCACCAGCGUGCUGAACUUGGAGCGGCUGGAGGUCGACCUCUUCAGGGGCCGGCACCACUGGGUGCCCGCCACGCAGCGCCUCUUCGGCGGGCAGAUCGUGGGGCAGGCGCUGGUGGCGGCCGCCCGCGCCGUGAGCCGCGACGAGCAGGUGCACUCGCUGCACUGCUACUUCGUGCGGACAGGGGACCCCAAGGUGCCGGUGCUGUACGAGGUGGAGAGGACUCGUACAGGGAAGAGCUUCUCCGUUCGCUCUGUGAAGGCCAUCCAGCACGGAAAGCCGAUCUUCACCUGCCAGGCCUCCUUCCAGCUCUCCCAGGGGAGCCCGGUGCAGCACCAGUUCACCAUGCCCACCGUGCCGCCCCCCGAGGAGCUGCUGACACAGGAGGAGCUCAUCCAGAAGUUCCUGCAGAAUCCUAACCUGGCUGAGAGAUACAGGAAACAUCUCAACAAGAUCCAAGCCGAAGAUGUGCCAAUUGAUAUUAAACCUGUGAACCCACCAGAUAUAUUCAGCUCAGAGCCACAGGAGCCAAAGCAGCUCUUCUGGGUGCGAGCACGAGGCUACAUAGGGGAGACAGACAUGAAGGUGCACUGCUGUGUGGCCGCCUACAUCUCCGACUAUGCUUUCCUGGGCACGGCCCUGCUCCCGCACCGGCAGUACCACAUCAAGUUCAUGGUGUCCCUCGACCAUUCCAUGUGGUUCCACGCGCCCUUCCGAGCUGACCACUGGAUGCUCUAUGAGUGCGAGAGCCCCUGGGCUGGCGGGUGCCGGGGCCUGGUGCAGGGACGGCUGUGGCGCAGGGAUGGGGUCCUGGCUGUCACCUGUGCACAAGAAGGAGUCAUCAGGGUGGAACAGAGACCAAACCAGAGCAAGCUGUAGCUGAGGAGUCACAAGCUGGGGCUCAAGCAUGCCAAGCAAAGGACCCUGGGAUCAAGACAGGACCUGGACAGCAGCAGGAAGGAGACUGGGCUGGAUCCAGCCCAGUGGGGAGUCCAAGUGCCAGAGGUGUCUGCGACGGACGGUGACCCACAGAGCAUCAGUGUGACCAACUGGGUGCCAUCAGCCACCCUUCACCCACUUAAAAUAAAGCUGUUGGGUGAAGAGCUGGACUCUCUGCCUGGAGUUUGUCCCCUUGGAUCUGUGACUGUGCUUGCCCAAGGGCGGGCAGCAGUGGAGUAAUGGGGGAC
Corapipo altera (White-ruffed manakin) is the source of this 1691-nucleotide messenger RNA. It is a transcript of the gene ACOT8, whose product is annotated as acyl-CoA thioesterase 8. Gene Ontology annotation, molecular function: fatty acyl-CoA hydrolase activity. The transcript is spliced from 7 exons. Gene Ontology annotation, biological process: acyl-CoA metabolic process; fatty acid catabolic process. The record is from RefSeq and is a predicted model, not a curated record. Gene Ontology annotation, cellular component: peroxisomal matrix. NCBI's taxonomy places the organism in Eukaryota, Metazoa, Chordata, Aves, Passeriformes, Pipridae. Bases 1 to 1383 code for a protein of 460 amino acids.